AAACUGCAGAGGAGUCAAAGACUGUCCUGAGCUUUAAGGAGACAAGACAAACUUCAAACAAAAAACUUAGUUCUCAAAGGAGGUCUGUGGUCUGUACUGGGACUACAGUUAUGGAGGAGGAAAAAUCAGAGCUUGGUCGGAGCAAUUUAGGUCCUGAUGAUCAAACUAAAGCUUCGUGUGAUCCCAUUAAUGAGGAGGACUUUGUGGUGCUUGAGGAGGAUGGGACUUGGAUGUCAUCUGAUGUGGAAAACAACAUAACAUUUGGAAAAACUGAUAAUUUUCAAUCAUCUACUAAAAGAAGAGUUGAGGAAGACACCUCUGCAUGCUACAGCGAUGAUACCCUUUCACAACCUUGCAGGAAUGCCCCUCAAGACAAAGGUAUGGAGAAGACGAGCAGAAGAAAAUCUGACACACUUUCAGUCACGACUGACGGUGUGGAGGCACAUGCAAAGAGUUUACCCACAGCCUGUUUUGAGAGGGAAAUAGAUCAACAUUUGGCUGACAUGACAGGCAGCAGGUGUAGGCUAAAAGGAGUUAGUCAUGUUGGAGCUGUUCACACAGAGACAACUGUAAGAGGACAAGCAGCGAGGGAGCAAAACGUCAAUGAACACAGCAAGGGGAAAGUUUCUACUAAUAUUAAUAAAGAUCACCUGUCAAAACGCAACAACAGCGGCUCUGUGAAAGGAUUAAGGAAGGGCACUGAAGGAAUCAUUGAUGAAGCAGAACAGUUGAUUUCACAGGACGCGGCAGCUGAGGAAAAAGUAGCUCCUUCUUUUAGAGAAUCAGAAAAUCAAGAUAAGGAAACCCACAAUUCAGAAAGAAGACAAGCCGGCCUGUCCCUCAAGAGCAGGUUUGCUGGUGCUGUCUCUAAGAGGGCUAAAGCAGGUACUCUUAGCAAGAAAGAGGACCGCCAAGUGUUCUCCAGAGCAACCGACUCUCAAAACCUAAAGACUGCAAGCUCUGAAAUACUGCCACUGCAAGACGCCUCGUUUUCAUUGGAACAAUGCGAUUUGAUCCCUUUUCCUCCUCUGCUAGAGAAUGAAGGCAUUGAUGGAAAGAUACAAAUCGCGAGCUUAAAGAGGGAAAGCAAUCUUGUUUGUUUCUCUGCGGUCAUCACCCCUCCACCUGUAACUCAUCAGUUGCCCAUGAGAGAAGCAUCAAUGGCAACGCAACGCAGAACAAACACGGUAAACUCACAAAUGGCACCAGACGCCAUGCCCACCUCAUGCGAUUUGAAAGACGAGUCUGCGCCAAAAGAAAAGCCCAAAGUUAAAGGUCCACCUCCACCUGUGGCCAAAAAACCUAAAAACCCAUUUAUAAAGAUGAAAACUGCUCAAUUAAUGUCUACUGAUGUGCAAAAAAGAGGCAAAGAUCAUCUGCGCUCUGAGGAGAGGGUCAAGAGGAGACACACUUUCCACUUUAACAAAGAUCUUCCGUUCAACCCUCCAACUAAUCAGGACAUGUGUGUGCUGUUGGAUGAAAGAGGCACUUACGCAAUGCCAACCAACAAACGCCCGCUGUCGGUUGACCUCAGCCCUUGGGAACAUCUCUCGCUUGGACACAUGGAUGAUCGCUACGGUGAUAUGAUUGACUUUGACUACUGUGUACGUAUGGCACAUCUAUCUCCAGAGGAAGACGUGCAAAACCUGGAUAUGUUACAGAGGAGAGUAUUCCUGGAGAGACGUUCCAGAUUUAAAAGCUCACCACCUCCUCCUCCUCCUCCUGUUGCAAAAAAGCCCCCCAAAAUUUUCACGUCCACAGAGACUCUAUGCACACCUGAGGUCUCACCAGACAAUGAAAUCCAAAGACCAAAACCUGCUUGUUCAGGGAAAAGAGAAAUCUACUCUGAGCAACCAUCUGAAAGAGUCGGCAAUGACAACCGUGGUAACCGUAAAGACAUAAUUCAUUACAGUGGUGACAGAGAUGCAGGAAGUGGCAGUGAGGCGGGUUCAUACAAACCCGUGGCGGAAAUUAUCAAAGAAACUAAUCAAAUGCAGAGACAUCAAACCCGAGUCAAACCUGACAUGGUCAAAGCUCCGGUUCGGGUGGCAGAGCAGAGUCCAAGUGUGAAAGUAUCUCAAAUUAAGAAUGCAUUUGAUGUCCCAAAGAAAUCAAAAGAGAGACCACAGGAAGUUCAACCACCUCCAAAGAAAGAUAUGUUGCGGCGAGUGGUGCGACAGAGUAAGUUCCGUCAUGUGUUCGGCCAGGCCGUGAGGAACGACCAGUGCUACGAUGACAUCCGCGUGUCCAGGGUCACAUGGGACAGCUCCUUCUGUGCCGUCAACCCCAAAUUUGUUGCCAUCAUCAUAGACGCCAGCGGGGGAGGAGCCUUUCUCGUCCUUCCCCUACAAAAGACUGGACGUAUAGACAAGGUCUACCCUACAGUAUGUGGUCACACGGGCCCGGUGCUGGACAUCGACUGGUGUCCUCAUAAUGACCUCGUCAUCGCUAGUGGCUCGGAGGACUGCACGGUUAUGGUUUGGCAGAUCCCUGAGAACGGGUUGGAGACCCCCCUUUCAGAGCCCGUGGUCGUGUUAGAGGGUCACUCUAAGAGGGUCGGCAUCGUGUCCUGGCAUCCCACCGCUCGCAACGUUCUCCUCAGUGCAGGGUGUGACAACCAGAUCGUCAUUUGGAACGUGGGCACGGGAGAGGCCAUGAUCAACCUGGAGGACAUGCACCCUGAUGUUAUCUUUAGUGUCAGCUGGAGCCGCAACGGCAGCCUACUCUGCACCGCCUGCAAAGACAAGAAAGUCCGCGUCAUCGACCCCCGUAAAAAGAAGGUCGUUGCGGAGAAGGACAAAGCUCACGAGGGAGCUCGACCAAUGAGAGCCAUCUUUUUAGCAGAUGGAAACAUUUUCACUACUGGAUUCAGCCGCAUGAGCGAGCGCCAGCUAGCCCUGUGGAAAACUGAAAACAUGGAUGAGCCGAUAUGUGUUCAAGAGAUGGACUCCAGUAAUGGAGUUCUGCUGCCCUUCUAUGACCCCGACACCAGCGUAGUGUAUCUGUGUGGAAAGGGUGACAGCAGCAUUCGGUACUUUGAGAUCACCGACGAGGCGCCGUUUGUUCACUACCUCAACACUUUUUCCACCAAGGAGCCCCAGAGAGGCAUGGGAUACAUGCCCAAAAGAGGACUGGAUGUCAACAAAUGUGAAAUCGCAAGGUUUUACAAAUUACAUGAGAGAAAAUGUGAACCAAUCAUCAUGACAGUGCCACGUAAGUCGGAUCUGUUCCAGGACGACCUGUAUCCCGACACGGCCGGCCCUGAUCCCGCCCUGGAGGCAGAGGAGUGGUUCGCCGGGAAAAACGGAGGCCCCAUCCUGAUCUCGCUCAAAGACGGCUACGUCUCCACGAAGAACCGAGAUCUGAAAGUGGUGAAGUCGAACGUCCUGGAGACCAAGCCAGCCACGAAGGCAGAAACCAUCUCGACUGUCCAGAAACACGCUUCUCCACAGCCUUCGGUCGUGAGUGUGAAUAAAAUGGAAGAUAAACUGGAAGAGGUACUCCGAGAGUUCAAGUCACUCAGGGACCGUGUCAUCCUCCAAGACCGCCGAAUCGCCAGACUGGAAGAGCAGGUCGCCAAGGUGGCCAUGUAAAGAUGACGGGGGCCCCCCCUUCGUUGUUUUGGAGGGAACCGAAAAAAAAGAUUCGGCUUCAUUGAGCUUGGCGUCGUCCCUGCGAUGAAACCAGGCCUACAUUCCAAGAUGAACUUUAUUUUUUUUUUCCUCAUCACCUCGCCCUGACACACAGAGAAAAGGAAAAACUCUCGCAGCUCAUGUACACAUUUGAAGAAAAGACUUUUUUUUUUUUGUUGAAGGAAAAGUCUUAACUUUUUGUUUGUUUUAAAAUUUGUGGUAAAACAUUCUCAUGUGAAGUUUGUACCUACUACUCAAAAAAAAAACAACUGUAUGUAGCAUCAGUAUUUCCAUUGUUAUAUUUUUGUGUUGCCAAAUAUGAAUCGUGUGCGGUUUCAUGCACUGUUUUUAUUUUCUCUCCUGUUGUACAUUCCAGUCACAACCUGCUAGAUCGGUUUAGUCAAGCUGGAUUUCUUUCUUCUUUUUUUUUUAAACGAUAGCUGUUGAACUUUCCUUCCUCCGAACCAGUUUGCUCAUCGAUAACCAUCAGAUUCAUGAAUGUGGAAGAAUCCCCGAGUUCUUCCUUUUGUUCCUGUUCUUCUGGGCUUGAAAUUUAAACAUUGGGUUUUAUUGGGGACGGAGGGAGGGGAGGGGAGGGUUGCAUCUCUCUGGUGUAAAUGUUGUGCAAAUGUAGUGGUGCCUCUCAUCACUGCAUAUUUGGUGUUGGGAAGGGACCACUCACCCAGCUUGUGUUUCACUGAACCCCCCCUGACAAACAGUUCUGUGCACAUAAUAAAGGUUUUACACAUGAGAAAA
Messenger RNA from Larimichthys crocea (large yellow croaker), 4388 nucleotides. It is a transcript of the gene coro1cb, whose product is annotated as coronin, actin binding protein, 1Cb. Gene Ontology annotation, biological process: cell migration; actin filament organization. NCBI's taxonomy places the organism in Eukaryota, Metazoa, Chordata, Actinopteri, Sciaenidae. Gene Ontology annotation, molecular function: actin filament binding. The transcript has 11 exons. The record is from RefSeq and is a predicted model, not a curated record. Bases 111 to 3593 code for a protein of 1160 amino acids.